Messenger RNA from Girardinichthys multiradiatus, 4102 nucleotides. Its product is annotated as glutaminase kidney isoform, mitochondrial-like. Gene Ontology annotation, biological process: L-glutamine catabolic process. Bases 85 to 1914 code for a protein of 609 amino acids. Gene Ontology annotation, molecular function: glutaminase activity; protein binding. The transcript is spliced from 18 exons. The record is from RefSeq and is a predicted model, not a curated record. NCBI's taxonomy places the organism in Eukaryota, Metazoa, Chordata, Actinopteri, Cyprinodontiformes, Goodeidae.
UUCACAUUUAUCUGUGAAGAUAAGCAGGCGGGGAGAGAAAUUAAACUCGUCUGAAUUAUUCAACAUCAAGUCCUACCUAUCAUAAUGCAUUGCCUGAAAAGUCUACGGACGGCCAAUCCGGGAAUUUUGCAGCUGUUUAAAAAUGCAGUAAUAUCCGCCAGAUUUGGAGCUGACAUCUCCAGGAGUCAGCAACCUGUUCCUCUCCUCAACUGGACAGCAACACUUCACACCCACAGAGCCUUUAAUCUUCAUCAAAAUGUCCCUGAUGAAGACCAAGGACGUUCCAAAAGCCGGCUCAUGUCCAGCAUGGAGGACCUACUUUUUUACACCAUCACCGACGGGAAAGACAUGAUCCCCCUCUCUCAGUUCAUCUCAGCUUUAAGAAGAACAGGUUUGUUGACAUCUGACCCUCGGCUGCGGGACUGUGUCUCUCAGAUGAGACAGUCCACUCGUGAUUCAAUGGGACCAGUAAUGAUGGACAAAAAACUUUUUAGAAGGUGUGUUGGGAACAACAUAAUGCUGCUGACUAAGGCUUUUAGAAAAAACUUCAUCAUCCCUGACUUUGAGGAUUUUACCCAACAGAUCAACAGGAUGUUUGAGAGUGCACAUCAACAAGGAGGGGGACAUGUAGCCAAUUACAUUCCUCAGUUGGCUAAGUUCAGCCCGGAGCUUUGGGGCGUAUCUGUUUGCACCAUUGAUGGACAGAGAUAUUCAGUGGGCGACACCAAGAUUCCCUUCUGCCUGCAGUCCUGUGUGAAGCCACUCGAGUACGCCAUCGCCGUGCACGAGCUUGGCACUGAACAUGUUCACCGCUUUGUGGGCAAGGAGCCCAGUGGCUUCAAGUUCAACAAACUGUCGCUAAACGAGGAAGAUAAACCACACAACCCCAUGGUAAAUGCUGGAGCUAUCGUUAUUAGCUCUUUGUUGAAGCCUCAUUCAAAUAAAGCAGAGAGGUUUGACUAUGUGAUGGAGUCCUUGAAAAGUAUGGCAGGUACAGAAUAUGUGGGAUUCAGCAAUGCGACUUUCCAGUCUGAGAGGGAGACUGGUGAUAGAAAUUAUGCAAUUGGUUAUUACCUGAAAGAAAAAAAGUGCUUCCCUGACGCUGCAGAUAUGAUUGGAGCCCUGGACUUCUACUUUCAGUUGUGCUCCAUCGAGGUAACCUGUGAGUCUGGAAGUGUCAUGGCUGCCACACUAGCCAAUGGAGGCAUUUGUCCAAUCACGGGCGAUCGUGUGCUCAGUGAUGAAGCUGUUCGCAACACAUUGAGUCUAAUGCAUUCCUGCGGGAUGUACGACUUUUCCGGGCAAUUUGCCUUUCAUGUGGGGCUGCCAGCAAAAUCUGGAGUUUCGGGUGCUGUUUUGCUGGUGGUUCCCAAUGUUAUGGGCAUGCUGUGUUGGUCCCCACCAUUGGAUCGACUCGGAAAUAGCGUCAGAGGAAUUCACUUCUGUCAAGAGCUAGUGUCUUACUUCAACUUCCACAAUUAUGACAACCUGAGGCACUUUACCAAGAAACAGGAUCCCAGGAGACGAUCAGACGACGAUCCAAACAAGUCAGUCGUUAACUUGAUGUUUGCAGCGUACAAUGGUGACGUCUCUGCUUUGAGGAGGUUUGCCCUCUCAGCUGUUGACAUGGAGCAGAGGGAUUACGACUCUCGUACAGCUCUCCACAUCGCUGCUGCUGAAGGUCAUGAAAGUGCUGUAACGUUCCUGACAGAAGUGUGUAAAGUGAAUCCCUACAUUAAAGACAGAUGGGGCAACACACCCCUCGAUGACGCCAUGCAGUUUGGCCAUGAUGUUGUUGUUUCAGUCUUGCAAAAGUACCAACAUAUGUACACAGACAGCGACUCAUCAAGCAGCACAGAGGAGCAGAGCAACGCACUGGACACGAUGAAGAGCACUGUUUUAAAAAGAUUAUGAAGGUUUGGAUUUGCAAAGCUUCUGUUGCACAACUGAAAUGAAUCACGGGACAGAAGGUAAAUGGGAGAACUGAUGAAUGGUCGACUUUAUUCUCUAUUUAUGGGAUAUUGCAAUUUUUUUUUUUGUGUAACGGAAAAUUUAUUUGGGUGACUGAAGUCACAAUCAAUUGAAGGGUUAUGCUUUUUGCUUUAGAUAGCAACAGAGAAGUCUGAAAUUUUUGUUUUUUUUCCCACCCAAAGGCUAUAAAGUCUGUACUUUUUAUUAGGUGUGUGGAACAUUGUAUCAAUUUUGAUAAAACGAUGCUAUGUACCAGCAUUUAGAAACCAACGGCAUAUCUGUGCAGAAUAAAGGUUUAGUGAAUGAACAUACUACAGUACUACAUCGAUAAACAAUGAGUUGCUUAUUAUUACUAACUUACCAUGAUUUGGUUGUGUUGUAAUGUUGUUUUUUGUGCAUGGUAAAUGUUACUGAGAUGUAAAUAUGUAAUAAUUGCAAUAUUUAUUUUUGAAAUCUUGAGAUGUUGUAUGUUUUACUUUGGCCCCAUUCACACUGGAAUGAGAUCACUGUAUGACAUAAAAAUUCAGCCAGUGUGUUGACACUCAGCAGAGUAUUGAAUAGGUUUUCUGGAGUUCACAAGGCUACCCAAUACAUGUAGUAGAAAAUUAUCUUAUUGUUUUCAGUUUGCACAAAACACAUGUAGAACCGUCAUGGUGAUUCAUUGUCAUAGCAGCAGCAUAUUGGCGUCCUGGAUGCAGAAUGGUGAUGGCAGUGGUAGCAUACCCAUAAAGUGGGGUCAAAAUACACCUGAAUGGCUUGGUCAGAACAUUUAAAUCAGGACUUGCCAUGCUACCAUUAUGCCCACACCAAACUCUCAAAGUUGCAGCAAUGCUCCUGGAGGUGGGGCUGCUAUGUGCAUCGCUUCUGCCGAAGCUUUAAAUUCAUCCAAGAUGCACAAUACAUCUGCAACAAAUAAGCCUCACUGUCUGCACACCAUCUCACACUAAGUCCUGUUUCACAUAGAAAGCCGUACAGGAAGCAACACCGUCCAGGAGAAAGAAAAGAGAUGUGCACACACCUCCAAACCUAGCUUGGAUGUGCUGGUUGCUGGGAGACUGAUAGAAAUGUUUAGCCUACUUUGAAUGCAGUCCUGGCAUUUUAUUUACUAUAAUCUAAUCUAUAAUGUAAAUAUUAUUUUAUUUUAGUGUAGUUUGUAAUAUAUUGUGAUUAAUAUGUAAAAAUGUAAUAUGUAAAUAUAAUACUUAAAUAUCUUCAGAGCAACACAUAUGCAAUACAACUUGCUUUCACACUGAAGGAGGUUUUCCUAACUUGCAGGAAUCCAACCACCUUCUAAAAGAUAAUUAAAAUUGUAGCGGGGAUUCAUUCAGUGUGGACAGGGUCCUAAUUAGUAUAUUCUGUAGAUAUUUCAUUAAUGAUUUAUUUGAAAGGGGCCUGAAAGCUACUGAAGACUGUUUUGUUGAGGCACUUCAAUAUCCUUGUUUUGAUUCCAAUCAGCUAUUUUGUUGUUUUAUCGAUAUGUAAAUGCUCUGUGUGGUGUUUAGCUUUUCAAUACUCUGUAUAAACAUCUUGUUUUAUGUUUUUGCUUUUUAUUGGGAUGCUCCUAUUGUGAGAUUCUGGGCCAAAACUGCUGGUAAAAAUAAUACUUAAACCAGUCAGUUACACUGAUAGCCUACCAAAUAUAUACUUUUCAUUACUUCUCAUUAAAAACAGGGCAAACAGUCGCUACCUAAAUCUCCUGUUUUAUUCUAGGUUUUGAAACCAUAAUAAUGUAUUUCCGAAACUUUGGCACCUUUAAUAUAACAUUUAUCUUGUACAGUUUGACUGAAAAACAAUGUAUAUUUGGUCAAGAUAAAAACAUUAAAAAGUUAAAUAACCUUGAUGCGCACCCUUCAAGUAAUACAUUGCUGAAACAUUUAAUGUUAACACAGCAUUCAGUCUUUAUGCUUGCAUCUUAACUUGAUAGAUUUCCCACUAUGCUUUUUAAAAGUCUCCAUAUCUAUCAGUUGGAACUGCUCACAAUUUCCUACAUCUUGUAAAAAUAGCCCGUGUUGUGGAAUUUUCUUAUCAAAGUAGGUAGAAGUUGACUCACAAGAAUAGAAAAUCUGGACUUUGUCUUUAUAAGUUUUAUUCAAAGGCAUUAAGCGUUUGAAGACCCUGACACUGAGGUUAG